Drosophila biarmipes is the source of this 475-nucleotide messenger RNA. RefSeq lists its product as uncharacterized. The record is from RefSeq and is a predicted model, not a curated record. The transcript is spliced from 2 exons. NCBI's taxonomy places the organism in Eukaryota, Metazoa, Arthropoda, Insecta, Diptera, Drosophilidae. The coding region runs from base 51 to 398 and encodes 115 amino acids.
GGAAAUGCCCGAGUUCGGAUUUGUCAGUUUGAAAGCGAGUCUCCAUCAAAAUGUCGCACACAAGCAGCUGGUUUACUUUACUCCUUAUAGCAGUCCUGCUGGCGCUGGGAUCUGCACAGUACUACAACCAAUAUAAUCCCUACUACACGCCCAGUCCCACGUUCUCCAGUUUGAACAACUAUUACUACCAGACCACGCCGUAUCCCUACUACUACAGCACGUAUACGACACCGAGUCCCUACAACCCACAGAUUCGCAUCUGGCCCUAUGUCAUCGGCCAGUAUCUGUAUCCCACCUACUACAAUUCGAACUACUACAAUCCAUAUGCCUCUUUAAGUAAUUCCAAUUGGCAACAGUACUAUGCCAAUGUUUAUGGCACAACUUAUGGAAAAAAGUAAACUCUAGCUUAUACUAAGUGUGUUUCAUUUGUUAAGUUGUUCUGCCAAUGCAAAUAAAAUAUUUAUUUUGUUAUAUA